Messenger RNA from Yamadazyma jaroonii, 4152 nucleotides. NCBI's taxonomy places the organism in Eukaryota, Fungi, Ascomycota, Pichiomycetes, Serinales, Debaryomycetaceae. The record is from the annotation of a GenBank genome assembly.
AUGUCUAACGCUACAGCUAAACAUUAUUUGAAAUUAGCCAAAGGGGCAAUUGAAAGUAAUGAUCCCGAGUUGGCAUUGGAGUAUGUGGAAGAUGUUCUUGAGGCUGAUAAGAAUAAUUACUUUGCAUUCAUAUUUAGAGGGAAAUCAUAUCAAUUAUUGAAGAAACCUCAAGAAGCUGCUAAAGCUUUCGAAAAAGCUGUUUCAAUCGAUGAAGAUAAUUUACUUGGUUGGAGAGGUUAUUUCCAAUUAGUUAGAACUACUGAUGAUUAUGAAUUGUUCUUCGAAGUGUUGGCUGAUUAUUUGAGCAAAUUAUUGGAUCAGCAACAAUCAUUGAUUGAAGCUUUAGAUGAUGCUUCCAAAUACUUGAAUGCUCAUGAAUAUAAGAAAAACCCAGAAUUGACAGAAAUCUAUUUAAAAAAUGUUAUUCCAGGUAGUGAAAUAUAUGAAUUGGUACAUAAUCAUUUCGGCAAAGGGGAUGAGAAUUUAAAGAAUUUAGUGGAUUUACUUUUGAAAAAGGAAGAUGAUAGUAUCAAUAAGAUUUUAUUCAAAGAACGUAUGAGAUUACCCAAAGUAUUGAAUCACGAACAAAGAGUCAAACUUAAUCAACUAAUAUGGCCAGUUUAUGAAAAUUCCCAAUUGAUUUCAUAUUUUGAUCAAUUUUUAAGUAUUUGUGACGAUAAGGAUUUAAGAGUUGAAUAUCAAGAGAAAUAUUUGAAGUAUAAAUAUGAAGUUUUGAAAACUGCACCAGAGGACGAAAAGGAUCAAUAUUUCGGUGAUGUCAAAUCAAUGGUUGAAGAUUUGGUGAUUAUUAAAGUCCCCAGUUUGUUCAUUUGGUCUUUAUAUCUUGAUUUAAUCGAUAUCAGAAAUUUCCAUGAUUUGAGCAAAGAGGAUGUUUUGUUUGUGAUAAACAAUUUCUCCACUGAAGGGUUGGGUAUUUUGUUAUAUGGAUUCUUGAAUAGUGAAAUUUCACCUUUUGAUAAAACUGUAUUGAAACAAGUCAAAUUUGAACCAAAACCCGAAACUGUUAAAGACGAAGAUGAUGAAGAUGAAGUUAUAGACGAAAGUUUGUUAGAUGAUGAACCCAAUUCCACCGAAUUACAACCGGAAGACGUAUUAUCUUUAAUGCUUGAAGGGUUUGAGAAAUGUAAAGAUUCGAUAUUGGCCAAUAGAAUCAUCAUCAAUUAUUACAUUACUGUAAGAGAAUAUUUACAAGCUUCUGAUCGUUGUAAAAAUGGGAUCAAAAUGCUUGCUGAUCUUCAAAGAUCAAUAAGUGCUAAUUUGUCAAAUUCCCGUGAAGAUUUGAUUUGUUCAUUAGCUGUUGCAUAUACUUAUCAUGAAGCACCUAAGAAUUUUUCCAGGGCUUUGGAAUUAUAUGACAAAGUCUUACAAAAUACUUCCACCAAUAAAAGAGCUAGAAUUGGUAAAGGUUUAAUUUUGAUGGAAAAGGGUGACUUAAAUACUGCCAGUCAAUUAUUGAACGAAGUUUAUAAAGAAUACCCCGAGGAUCCUGAUGUUUUGAUGGAAUUAGGUUGGUGUGAGGUUCAAUUAUCAAAUAAUGAUUUCGGUAAUGAAUUGUUAUCUAAAGCUUUACUCAGAAUUAAUGGAUUAGAUAUUCAAAGUUUUGAAUUAAGAGCCAAAAUCAAUUGGAGAUUGGCCACCAGUUAUAUGAAGUCAGAUUAUCAGAAAUCUUAUGAUUUGUUGAUAAAUUCUUUGAAAGAGUUCAAGAAUUUUGCUCCUUCUUAUACAUUAUUAGGGUUGAUCUAUAUCAAUCACUAUCAAGAUAAAGUCAGGUCACAGAAAUGUUUUUAUAAAGCAUUUGAAUUGGAUGUGAGUGAAGUGGUUUCUGCCAGAUACUUGGUAGAAGAAUUGACAGCUAAAAAUGAAUGGGAAAUCGCUGAAAUCUUGUGUACUAAAGUUGUAGAAUCAGAUAGAUCUAGAAGAUCUUUAAGUGUUCAAGAAGAUAAGUCUUGGCCAUAUAGAGUAUUAGGAUGUUCGGCAUUGAAUAGACAAGAUGAUGGUAAAGCAGUAGAAUGGUUUCAAACGGCUUUAAGAAUGUCUUCUAUGGAUUUCGAAUGUUGGGUAGGUUUAGGUGAAGCUUAUUAUAAUUGUGGAAGAUUAGAUGCUGCUCAAAAAGUAUUUGAGAGAGCUUUGUCCAUACAAGAUUCUUGGAUAGUAGUUUACAUGUUAGGAAGAGUUUUAUGUGAUACUAAAGAGUUUGAAACAGGAAUUCAACAAUUGAAAAAUGCUUUACAACAGAAACCUAAUGAAGAAUGUAUUUUAAAUUCACUUUUCCAAGCCCAUUUAGAAUAUAUCAAGAGAUUGAUGGAUGGUGGAUUUUUUGGGAAAGUAAUUGAAAUCAAUAACGAAAAUAUUAAGAUUAUAAAACAAGCCAGUGUUGAUUAUUAUAAAUCUCCUUCAUUAUGGUUAUCUUUGAAUAAGUCAUUACAUAUCUUCCUCAAGAUCCAAACUAAUUUGGAAAAUUUCCCCAUUGAAGAUGUGAUUGAGAUCUUUGAAUCAGUAAAAGAUACUCAACAAGAAGCUUUCUUGGUUGAAAUUAAUGAACUCGAUGAAAACUUGAACUUAUCUACAGCUACAGAACUUUUCCACAAAGGUAAAAGAGUUGAAAGUAUCAUGAGUUUAAUCAUUUUAUCAUGUAAAAAUCCUAUUGAUCUUUUCCCUAACGAAGGAAGAUAUAUAAGAUCAAUUAACUAUUAUAACUUGGGAUUGUCUUAUUAUGAAGCUUUCAAUAUCACCCAGGAUACAAAAUUUAGAGAUUGUGCGAUAAAAUCCUUGAAGAAAGCUAUACAAUUAGAAGGGAAAAAUCCUAGUUUUUGGGUAGCUCUAGGAAAUGUUUACUCAUCAUUCAAUCCUAGAAUUGCUCAACAUUGUUUUAUCAAAGCUAUUGCUUUUGAGUCAAGAGAUGGUGAUAUUUGGAAUAAUUUAGCAGCAUUAUAUUUGAAAUAUGGUGAUACUGAAUUAGCUCAAGAAGCUUAUCUCAGAUCACAAUCAGUUGCACCUGAACAAUCUCAACCUUGGUUGGGACAUGCUUUAACAGCUAAAGCCAAAGGAGAAACCGAUAAGGCAUAUAAUUUAUUCACCCAUGCAUACAUUUUAUCCAAUGGUAAAUCACCAUUGGCUCAAUUAUUAUAUGCUUUAAACGUUAUCAAUAAAAGAAUCAAUGAUAACAGUGGAAGUGACCCAAGAGAUAUAGAAACCGCUCAAGAAUUCAGUAUAGGUAAUUUUGCUAUUCAAAAUUAUCUCCGUUACUAUCCUAAUGAUAAACUCGGGUUAAAAAUUGCUUUGACCAUAAGUGAAAGAUGUAAGAAUUUCUCCAAGGCAAAGGAAAUUGGUGAAAAGUUAUUGACAAUUCUUGAAGGUGAAUAUGAAGAAAAUGAAGAUUUGAAAACCUUGGAUGAAUUUAUUGGAGUGAAAUGUCAAAUUUCAAGAAUUUAUUUGGCUGUGGGAGAUUAUGAUAAAGCUAUAGAAGAAAGUGAAUUAGCUUUGGCAUUAUGUGAAGAGGAUAAUUCCACACAUAAGAAGUAUUUAUUAUCAUCACAAGUUACUAUUGGAUUAGCUUAUUUCUUCCAAAAUAACUUAUCCAAAUCAUUAGAUCAAUUGAAAACCAUUUUAGGUGAGUAUAAUAAUUCUCAGACUAUCAUUAGUUUAACAGCACAAAUUUUAAAUGGUUUCAAUACAGAGGAUACCAAACAAGCAGCAUUAGAUCAAUUAUUCACAUACAUUGAAGAAAAUGGAUCUUCCUUAUCAAUAGUUUUGACUUUAGGUGCUAUAUCCUUGAAGGAUGAAUUAAUGGAUUAUUUACCAGCAGUUAAAGAUGAGUUAUUACAAUUAUCAUUAGAUGAAAUAUUAAAAGAUUCGUUCCGUUCAAUUCCAAGAUUAUUAGAUGAAAUCGAUAAGAGAUUACAGAAAUCCAAUAAUAAUAUUUGGUUAAAGAACGCUAUUUUAUUUCCUAAUGAUUAUCAUGUUUGGAAACACAUCAAUAGCAAAAUGGCGUUAUCAAUUGCUAAUUUGAAAGAAACCAAAUUAACAUCAUCUGAUGUUUCUAAUGCUCUUUUAACAAAUGGCGGUACAAGAGGAAUCCAAAGAGGUAUUAUACUUGCCCCUCAAGAGUUUAAUUGGCCUUUUACUGUUUAG